CGGCUCUGAAACUAUGUGCCACUCGCGCAACCACCUGCACACCAUGACUGGCCUGCCGGCCCCGGCUCCCGCUCCCUCUACCAACUCGGAACUCCGGAGGGGCUCCGGUCCCGAGAUUUUCACUUUCGACCCUCUCCCGGAGCCGGCGGUGGCGUCUGCCGUGCGUAUGAACACUUCCCGCGGGCACCGAAAACGCAGCCGAAGGGUGCUCUACCCUCGAGUGGUCCGGCGCCAGCUGCCAACCGAGGAGCCCAACAGUGCCAAGAGGGCUCUCUUUCUCCUGCUCACCAUCAUCUUCUGCCAGAUCUUGAUGGCUGAAGAAGGUGUGUCGCAGACCCUGGCUACGGAGGAUGCUACCAGCGCCGCGUCACCUGAACCCGUCUCUGCGCCCAUUACUGCGGCCCCGGUCCUCGAGCCCUUAAACCUGACCUCGGAGUCCUCAGACUACGCUCUGGACCUCAAAGCUUUUCUUCAGCAACACCCAGCGGCCUUCUGAAUGCGACGGGUCACACUCGGUCCGAAAAAGAAAAAAAACAAAACAAAACAACAGAGGCACCAGGCGUAUCUGGUGCGCCAGAGCGUAUCCCAAACUGGGACUUACUUAUAAGGCAAUGUUAACUCAGAACACUACGGCCAAGAUGCCGGUGCUUGAGGCGAGCCCGAGGCACUGUGGGUCCUGGCUAGGUCCACUGGGAAGGACAGAAGCCUUCUCAGCGUCCUAAUUAAUAUUUAUGUAUUUAUGUAUAUCCUCCUAGGUGAAGGAGGGGGUGUAUGUAAUAUUUAUUCUAACUUAUGCAGGGGAGCGAGAUAUGCUCCCUUGCUGUAACACAGACAUCUGGAUUAUUUAUUAAUGAUUUAUAGGGUCGGUGAGACAGAGUGAUGGGAGGGAGGACCUGGGUGGGGAUUAGACUUGGUGGUAGGUCAUGGGUUUAGGGGCAACACCCCGUCUUUCAGCCCCUCAGCUCUGUAGUGUGUUGUAAGGCUUUCCGCAGACCCUUGGGAAUCCGGUCUGUGGCCUUUGAUGUCUUCCGGGUUGCUUCUCAGGGGCGGCUGCGGGAGUCUUGGGUCCAUGGAUUGUCAGAGGGCGGCUGUUGGGGGUCGCCUAGUAUGUUCUGUGAACACGAAUAAAAUUGAUUGCCGGUUAUUAU
Messenger RNA from Phodopus roborovskii (desert hamster), 1148 nucleotides. It is a transcript of the gene Ier3, whose product is annotated as immediate early response 3. Bases 14 to 496 code for a protein of 160 amino acids. Gene Ontology annotation, biological process: negative regulation of apoptotic process; DNA damage response. Gene Ontology annotation, cellular component: nucleus. The record is from RefSeq and is a predicted model, not a curated record. The transcript has 2 exons. NCBI's taxonomy places the organism in Eukaryota, Metazoa, Chordata, Mammalia, Rodentia, Cricetidae.